GGAAGUAACCCAUAUCAUAGGCUACAGCAGCAUGCUUUAGCUGUAUCUACCUCUGUAAAUUCUGUACUUUAAAGAAUGUCCCACAUUUAAUGAAUGGCACUCCAAAACGAGACAAACUCUGCAGCGCUUUCUUUAACGCGUCAUCAUUCCACUUAUUAUUAAGUGUAAUUUAAUGUCACUUAAGGCCUUUAGGGCUCGGAAAUCUUCAAGUUCAUAGCUCAUCUUUAGCUGCCAUAAAUGUAGGCACUGUCACUAAUUAAUGGCAAUGAAAUGAUUGCAAUUGACCAGGAAAAACAUACAGCACUGAUUAAAAUUGAUGGGUAGUCGUAUUUAAUUCAGGGUGGGAAGAAAUUUGGUUUUUAAUGAGAACACGUCACAGGUAUACCUUGUCGUCAAUUCAGAAUACGCAAUUCCGGAUGAAACGGCUCAAAAUUCCCGACAUGUAAGGUGCAGAUUCAUUCCAGAUGGCUUGGAGGGCAUGUGCAUCGCCUCAUGUAGUAUGUUCGACAGGAUUUUGAUCCAGUUUACGCACUUCCUGUCCGUUUGAAGCAUUAUUGUGUCGUAAUGCAAGGUGACGUUACCAUUGCAAUGGCAUCUGAUGUGGUUGAUAUAGUUGCGUAAAUAGUUUGCUGGAUUACGAUAGGACGGACAAGUGCCACGGUUUUUAAAAUCUCCAAUAAUUUCGUGAAUUUGUGGCGUCGAGGGCUUUUCAAAUAGAGCUGAAAUACGAUGGCCAGACCAGGCCGAUAUGUCAGGAUUUGCAGCCCUCUGUCUCCUCAGCCUGAUCCCCCUCCUCCUCCUCCUUUAGAACCAAAUUUUGUGGCCCAGAUCGGCACCAUACUCUUUCCUGUGAUAGCAGCUGUAGAAUGUGCGAUUUUCACGCUCAUCAAUUGUUUUACUGCUAAAUCUGACACUCGUUCUCUUCCUCGCGGUGUUGCUGCUUCGCUCGCAUCCGAGACUAUCUUCAGCAUAAAUGAAGUUGAGGCCCUAUAUGAAUUAUUUAAGAAACUGAGUAGCUCUGUAAUUGAUGAUGGCUUAAUACACAAGGAAGAAUUCCAUCUGGCACUGUUCAGAAGCACAAGCAGAGAGAACCUGUUCGCAGAUAGAGAUUUGGCUUCUGUGCAAAAAUCUCGAAUCUCAUCUAUAAGAUUUUCUACAAUCUCAGAUGUUUUUGAUCUAUUUGAUGUAAAACGUAAUGGAGUCAUUGAAUUUGCGGAGUUUGUUAACUCUCUUAAUGUCUUCCAUCCACACGCACCUCAAGCAGACAAGAUUGAUUUUGCUUUUAGAAUUUAUGAUUUGAGGCAGACUGGUUAUAUUGAACGUGAAGAACUAAAGCAGAUGAUAACAGCUCUGUUGAAUGAAUCCGAUGUAAAAGUCACCGAUGAAGUUCUUGAAUCUAUAUUGGAUAAGACAUUUUCAGAUGCAGAUUUUCGUCAUGAUGGUAAAAUUGAUAGAGAAGAAUGGAGAGAGUUUGUUGUCCGGAACCCUUCUAUUUUGAAGUUCAUGACUCUCCCUUAUUUGAAGAAUAUCACUAUAGCAUUUCCAAGCUUUAUCUUCAACACUGAAGUGGAUGAUCCCAGUAAGUCUAAUGACUUGUGAAGAAUCUCUUUACAACUAAAGAAAUUCUUGAGACAGCCAUCCUUUGAUUAUUUCAUUUAAAUUUUCCCUAAUGCGUGGCAUGCUCAGAAGAUAUGUUUCUCAAUGAUGAAAGAAGUGAAGGGUAAAGGGCAUUCCUUGUACUUGAUCAAAACUAUUUCUGAGCAUCGUUGAUUCAAAAUGGGUUGGCCACACGCAACGAGAAUAACUUCUUAACUAACUAUAGUCAAGUCAUUUAUAGAGCUUCUGUAUGUAUAUGCAAUGUAUAUGCUAUAUGGAGCCUCUUUUUGAGUAGAAAUGUAUAAUAUGCUAUGUAGUGGAUAGUAUUAUUGUAGAAUAGAUGAUAGAUAAUUUAUGGUAUAUUACAAGAUAGAUAAUAGUUGAGAAGAAGUUAUUACUUAUUUAUUGAUUUUUAAUAGGCACAAAUAUGAUUAUAUUGAUUAAUUGAUUUAAA
This is a messenger RNA of Cryptomeria japonica (Japanese cedar), 2050 nucleotides long. Its product is annotated as calcineurin B-like protein 7. NCBI's taxonomy places the organism in Eukaryota, Viridiplantae, Streptophyta, Pinopsida, Cupressales, Cupressaceae. Gene Ontology annotation, biological process: calcium-mediated signaling. Gene Ontology annotation, molecular function: calcium ion binding; kinase binding. The transcript is spliced from 10 exons. The record is from RefSeq and is a predicted model, not a curated record. Bases 730 to 1599 code for a protein of 289 amino acids.